GUACAAGAUAUGCUGAUGUUGCUUUGCUUGAGAGCUCUGAAGUUUAAGUUUACUGGUAUUGAAUAUCUUUUUCUACAAAAUCUUGAUUGAAACAGUUGGAGUGGAAUGGGCUGUACAUGUUUGACUGAAACGUGAAUGAUUUAGACCCGUUUAUCUAUUCUUGUCACUGUCAUUUUGGUUAUUCAGCUUCAAAAUCUACCCUCUGCAGAAAAAAAAUCUUUGCUUUUCAACCAAAAUAUUGGUCAGCAUGCUAUUUCCGAUUACUAAUUAAAAUUGAAAUAAUUGUUAUCAUAUAGCCACUAUUCAACUGUGGAUAUUCCUACUAGUUUAUGCUCUUGCAGAAUAUAUAUUUGUCAACUAUAGCUUUUCAAAAAUAGUAAAAGAAGAUAUUUGUAAUGCUCAACUGUUCAAAUUUAAAGUGACAAUUCACAUUGAGAGGCAGUUACCAACCUAAUUAUGGACCAAAAUUUUGUUAUAUUGUUGUCGGAACACCAACAAUAAAGGUUCCUUGACUAAUUUUAGGGGGAAAAAAAACUUAGUGAAGUGAGGUUAGACGAGUAAAGAGGGGAUCUGAAAUUUAGAUAGUUCAUGGAGUCGAAGUUAGCAUCAUUGUUAAAAUAUACAAAGAGCUACCUUGUGGAGAUGUGAUAUGUUUCACCUUGUGGAUAUAAGUUAUCUAUGUGUUCAGAAUGCAGAGUAAUGAUGAUAUCCUGAGAUAAUUCUUGGAGGUAAUCUUUCCAUUUGAUAUAAAGGGAAAUUUCUCCUCGUUUUGCCUGGAGUAGUUCUCCUAACAUUAGCAACAGUGGUGGAAUUAUCUACUGAUGAACAACUAACGAAGCGCAUGAUGAGUUAGAUUUUUGGUUUGAGAAGUAACUAUAUAUGAACAGUGUAGAGUCAUGGACACCCAGCAAGGACACUUAGGACAGCAUCUUCUGUUGAUCCUGAGAACUGUCAUGCUCGACACAUCCUCUGCGCAACAUAUUGUAAAACUAGUCGAGGUUGAUCAUAGUUGGCAGGAUCUUGCUGAGUACACAGGUGAUGGGUCAGUUGACUUUAGAGGUUAUCCUAUUUUAAAACGUAACACAGGGAACUGGAGAGCGUGUUCAUUGAUUCUUGGAACUGAAGUAUGUGAACGUUUGGCCUACUAUGGCAUCUCAAAAAGUUUGGUCACUUACCUUUCAACAAGAAUGCAUGAAGGAAAUGUCUCUGCGGCAAGGAACUUCACAACCUGGCAAGGAACUUGUUAUCUCACACCACUUAUUGGAGCAACCUUAGCAGAUUCGUACUGGGGAAAGUACAGAACUAUUGCUGUUUUCUCCACUAUUUACUUUCUUGGGAUGGCAGCAUUGACACUUUCAGCAUCAGUUCCUUCUUUCAUGCCCCCUCAAUGUGUCGGAUCUAUUUGUCCACAACCGACGUUACCUCAGUAUCUUGUAUACUUUGUUGGACUAUACAUGAUUGCUUUGGGAGCUGGAGGUAUUAAGCCAUGUGUCUCAUCCUUUGGUGCUGACCAAUUUGAUGAUACUGAUCCAGUUGAGAAAAGAAAGAAAGGCGCUUUCUUCAAUUGGUUUUAUUUCUGCAUAAAUAUUGGCUCUUUGAUCUCUGGCACUGUUCUUAUUUGGGUACAAGAGAAUUGUGGAUAUGGCAUUGGAUUUGGCAUCCCUACUUUUUUCAUUGCCUUAGCUAUUGGGAGCUUUUUUAUAGGCUCAGAGAUAUAUAGAUUUCAGAUACCAGGAGGAAGCCCACUUACAAGAGCAUGCCAGGUAAUUGUGGCAGCCACUCGCAAGCGAAAAGCGGAUUCACCUGUUGAUAGCUCUCUUCUCUAUGAGCUUGAUGGUAAGAGUUCAGCUAUUGAGGGGAGUCGUAAGCUGGAGCACAGUAGUGAAUUCAGUUUCCUUGACAAAGCUGCAGUCAUUCUGUGGAAUGAACACGGUGGUUCUAAUGAUCCAUGGAGACUUUGCACUGUCACACAAAUUGAAGAGCUUAAAAUAUUGCUGAGGAUGUUUCCAAUCUGGGCAACAGGCAUUGUGUUCUUCACCGUGUGUGCUCAAAACUCAUCAAUGUUCAUAGAACAGGGGAUGGCCCUCAAUAACCAAAUUGGUUCUUUCAAGAUUCCACCAGCCACUCUGUCAUCCUUAGAUGUUAUCAGUGUUGUUGUUUGGGUUCCAAUUUAUGAGAGAUUAGUUGUGCCCAUAGCCAGGCGAUUCACUGGAAAAGAGAGAGGUUUCUCAGAGCUUCAACGAAUGGGAAUCGGUUUAUUUGUGUCUACAAUCGCAGUGGCAGUUGCAGCAUUAGUUGAGAUCAAGCGUCUGCAGGUCGCAAGGGCGGAGGAUCUGGUUCAUCAGAAGGUACCUAUUCCCAUGAGCAUCCUUUGGCAGGCACCUCAGUACUUGCUGGUCGGUGUGGGGGAGGUGUUCACAUCAAUUGGUCAAGCUGAGUUUUUCUACAAUCAGUCACCAGACGCCAUGAGAAGCCUAUGCUCAGCUUUUGCUCUUGUUACCGUGUCACUCGGGAGUUAUCUCAGCUCAUUCAUCUUGACCCUGGUGUCAUAUUUCACGACUCGAAAUGGGAAAUUGGGGUGGAUUCCUGAUAACUUGAAUGAAGGCCAUCUUGACCGUUUUUUCUGGCUGAUAACCGGCCUCAGCUCUCUUAAUCUCCUAGUUUUCCUAUAUUAUGCCCAACAAUACAAGUGCAAGAGAGCUUCUGUUGCUUAAAGUUCUGGGUUUCCUUUUCCUCUUUGCUAUUUAUUUGUAUUUGUACAGAAAAUCUAUAUGUCCAAUUUGCUUAUGCUGAAAAAUGACGAUGAAUGCAAAAUUACCUGUGGAGUGUACAGUA
Molecule: messenger RNA, 2835 nt
Organism: Panicum virgatum (switchgrass)
Lineage: Eukaryota; Viridiplantae; Streptophyta; Magnoliopsida; Poales; Poaceae
Product: protein NRT1/ PTR FAMILY 8.3-like
Exons: 5
Coding region: 897-2714 (605 amino acids)
Biological process (GO): oligopeptide transport; transmembrane transport
Cellular component (GO): membrane
Molecular function (GO): transmembrane transporter activity
Source: RefSeq, a predicted model, not a curated record